Molecule: messenger RNA, 3041 nt
Organism: Musa acuminata AAA Group (dessert banana)
Lineage: Eukaryota; Viridiplantae; Streptophyta; Magnoliopsida; Zingiberales; Musaceae
Exons: 5
Coding region: 829-2559 (576 amino acids)
Source: RefSeq, a predicted model, not a curated record
GGAAGGAUAAGUGAACACAUCAAACAAACUCUCCCCUUUGACGAUUUCCCCAAUUCUCCCCAAUUUCAUCCCUUCCCCUAUAAUUUCACGUCCAUUUCUUCUCGGAUAGAACAAAACACAGAGAGGAGUCUCCUCCUCUCUCUCCCUCUAUUUCCCUCCACACACAGGAAGCAGAACCGUCCCCAACUGAACUCCCAAUAGAAAAGAAAUAGCAACCAAAAUAUAUCACAUAACCGCAAUAGAUAGAGAUAAAGAUUACGGGAGGAGAGAGAGAAGAGAAGAGGAGGAGGAGGAAGAGAAGAAGGAGAAUUGGAGCAGGAGACGGACUCCGUUCCCCCUCGCCGUAAGGACACUUCGAAUCUCCUCAAUUUGUGCUCUAGGGUUUGAUGUAGAUAAAUAGAUUGCAUUACUUGGUUGGAUCUCUCGCUCCUUCCCUCCGCCGAACCGAUUCUAGGGUUCUGAUCUUGGGUUCGGCCUCGCGGGAAUCCUUGCCUUCCGACGCGCAUUGGCUCCUCCCUUCGCUUCCUGGCGUCUGGGGAUUGCUUUUUGGCGGUUUCUUGAUCGGUUGCUGCUUGCCCUCCUGCCGCUUUGUUCGACUAGCGGACUGAUUUUGGUUCUGUCGCUUGGAUGAUUGGUUGAUGUCGUGAUUCACUCGGUUGUGUGUCGGAGAUAGAUAUCGAAGGGCUUCGGCGUCCCGAGUGAAUGCCGGGUUCUGUCAUCCUUGAAACAACCUGUUUGUUCUCGAUUCAGUAGGGUUUGAUGGCAUAGGAAGGAUUGGGAAGAUGGGUUCUGUGGCUUUUUGUCAUCAGAGCAUGGCCUGACUCGACGAUGGAGCGAGGCGAGCCCACGCUUGCGCCUGAAUGGUAUAAAGGCUCUACCGGCAGCGCAAGUGCAAGUGGCAAUUCGAACCACAGAAGUCGAUCUUCAUUGCAUUCGGAUGAGCGUGGAGCUAGGCAUCCAUCAAGAAACAGAUCUUCGCUAAGUGCUUGUGACCUUGAUGCUUCCCGUUCUUCGGCAUUUUCAGAUGGAAGCUUAUCUUCCUUUCGCAGGAGCGUGAGCAGCAAUAGUUCCUCGACUCAUGAUAGAGUGAACACUUCUAGUUUACGGUCAUAUAAUAGUUUUGGUAGGAAUCAUCGUGAUAAAGAUCGAGAAAAGGAACAUGAUCAGCGUGAAAGAAAUAGGUCAUAUUUGGUAGAAAAUGGAUCCUCUAAUUAUACUGAUGCAAAAAAUGAAAGAGACACUCUAAGACGCAACCCCUCAUUCUAUGGAAGGAAGAGUGAGGCUUCGUCUAAAAACUCAAGUAGCAAUUUGAGUAAUGGUAUAAUACCCGGGACAGUCACUAUGCACGUCAAUACACAGUCCUUUGAAAAAGAAUUUCCAAUUCUUGGAGCCGAUGACAGACAGUCGGAUGUUGCCAGGGUGUCUUCUCUUGGUCUUACUACAGCAUUAAAUAAUCUUUCUCGAACCACAUCAGCGUGUAUCAGGGGUGAUGGUUGGACAUCAGCCUUGGCAGAAGUUCCUGUCAGAGUUGGAGGCAAUGGACCUGCAACCUCAUCUGCCACAUCUACUGCUCUAAGCAGCAGUACCAGGUUAAACAUGGCUGAGGCACUGGUUCAAGCACCGUCGAAUGCUCGUACUCCAUCACAGGCAUCUGUUGGUACCCAGAAGGUGGAGGAGUUCACUCGUUUACAGUACACCAAGCUAAUACCCAUAACACCUUCGACGCCUAAAAGCUCGGCUCACAAUUCGUUGGAGAAAUCUAAAGUUAGAGGAACAAGAAGUGGGGAAUCCUGUGUUUCAUCGAAGAUCGGGCUCCAGUCAUCAUCCCAAACUGUCCAUGCACCUGCUAGGUCAGAUAUUGUGAAAACAUCUCAGGCAGGCAAUCUUCAGGUUAUAACCUUUUCACCAAAAAGCACUGUCAAUCCAAAGCAAAAACUUGACAACAAAGGCGUUUCACCCUCUACUCAGACUUGCUAUGGAGAAAAAAGACCCAACACUCAAGCUCAGAAUCGUAAUGAUUUUUUCAAUAUUAUACGACAGAAAUCUUCACUGGAUCCACCUGAGCUUAGUCAGAAAAGGUUAACAGUGAAGAUGAGCGACAGUGAUGCCACUGGAGAUAAAAAUGUUGCCUCUGAGGGGCCCAACAAGUAUCUUCUUAACAGUGAAGAUGAGACUGCAUCUUCAGACCCUGUUAUUGCCGGAUCUCUUAGUUUGUCUUCUGACCAUGUUCUUCUAAAGUGCGUUAAUGAUGGUGGAGAUGAGAAUUUAUUGUUGGGCCCUACUGCAGCUGUCUCCAUGACUGCAUCUCCUGCCGUCGGUGGAGAAGUUGGUUCAUCUCCAGAUUCUGUUAUGACAGCAUCGGUUCAAAAAAAUGUUGACGAGAUAAUUUCAGAUUUUGUUCCUUCUCCAUGCGAGGAGGAAGCUACCUUUUUGGAAAGUCUUGGGUGGGAUAUAAAUGCAGAUGAAGAACCACUGACACCCGAGGAAAUUGCUGAAUUUUACCAGAAGCAUCCAGAGCGGAAGGCAUUUUCGUGGCCUGGCCACCACAUGAGCCAGUGAGAAUGAUGAUGAUGCUGGUUUCAGGCCACCUGUUGAUGGAAGGCGACAUGGAUGCAUAAUCUUGAUGAGUCACCGUUAACUGUGGCUGAGAUCUCUCAUUUUGUUUGGGGGGGGGGGGGAAGGGGAGUUUUAGAUUGGCAUGGUGGAUUUGAAAAGGUGAUGAAGAGUCCAGUUGCAUUCUUCCAUCUUGCUUCGAAAAGAAAUGUCUACCGCAAAUAAGAUGCAUUGUUUCAAGUCCUUGAACAUGUGUAUCCUGCUAUGGUUAGGGUGCUUCUCAGGAUUCUUUUUUGGUUUCCUUUUUGAUAGAUUGGUUAGAGGUUAGAGAUAAAAGUUGAAUAGGGGGCUGUCUGAUAUGAGAAAGUUGCAUAGUUUAAAAGCUUAGGGGUUGUCUUCUUUUUGUCCUAUCUAUAUCAUCAAAGUUGGGAAAUUUCUCGUCCUCUCUUAUAUAUCAUCACCUUGCAACAGCAUAUAUUUUCUUUUUA